This is a messenger RNA of Argiope bruennichi, 7166 nucleotides long. Its product is annotated as neuropilin and tolloid-like protein 2. The transcript is spliced from 12 exons. Bases 681 to 2441 code for a protein of 586 amino acids. Lineage: Eukaryota; Metazoa; Arthropoda; Arachnida; Araneae; Araneidae. The record is from RefSeq and is a predicted model, not a curated record. Gene Ontology annotation, molecular function: protein binding.
CUCUAGUAAGAUACCCGGAUGAUCUGUGUUCGUUUUGGGCGGCUAGUUUACCCCGGCUGAAUGGAUACAGGGAAGCCGUCAUACAGGCUGUGCACCACAGUUUAAAUAAAGGCAGGGAAAGCGAGUCCUUUUCAUGGGAAUCAUGGUAACAGCAGUCACCACCCAAACACAUCUUCUGGACAAUCGCCGCCCCAUUCUUCCCCUCUGAGCGCCCCGGCAGUUUUCCCGGAAUUUUCCUCUGGCUGGCACAAACACUUCUGUGACUGUGUGGGUUGCAAGUGUCAUGUGGGGAGGAGUUCUGUGAGCGAAGCAUCCCAUGUUCUGGUAUCCAAGGGUGGCUACUCGAACGGUGUCGGCCCCCUCAGCGGAUGUCAGCUGCUUGGAACGCAACAGUUUCGCCUCGCUGCUGCCGAUUGCCGCACAAGGAGCGGUCCGGCGUGAGUUCCUGCACAGUAUCUGCCCCGGCCACUGACCUGAGCCCCGGCACGCCGCCCCAUGUGGCUCCAUCACCCCUCUCCACCGCCGCCUUCCCCAGCACACCACUCACAACUGCAUCUCUACUUCUGCUACGACUUCACUGAAGACGACCGAACCACGUCUUUGUGACCACGUCUGUGAGUGUCUGUGUGUCUGUCCGUGUGUGUGUGUAUGUGUUCAGAAAGGACUACACUUCGUCCUCAAUGGUGCUGCCCAGGGCUGCCUUUACUCAAGCAAUCGUGACACUGAUUCUACUCUGCUGUUUUCCUAGAGUUGAUGGUAAGGAUGUUGAAGGCUUCCACGGUGGAGAUUUAACAAAAUUAGAACAAGAAAAAAUCUGUUUCAAUUUCAGCGAAAUUAAUCUGGAGAAAAAAGAAUUUUACUCGCCAAAUUUCCCUAACAAUUAUCCUAACAACACUAAGUGUGAAUUGCAAUUAAAAGCUCCACACGGCCACGUGAUUCAGCUGGAUUUCCGUGAGGUUUUCCACCUGGAGGAGUCCCCCACCUGUGAGUACGACUGGCUGGAGAUCAGGAAUGGACCCCACGGAUACAGCCCACUCAUCAAGAAGUUCUGCGGCCACGAGUUCCCACCAAUGCUCACCUCAAAGGAUCAGUUCCUGUGGCUCAAGUUCUCAUCCGACGACAGCAUAGAGUACGAGGGGUUCAAGGCUAUCUUUAAAUUCAUCCCGAUCGAAAAUUUCGAUAGACCUCAAGCGGAAGAUUGCACGUAUCCCAAGGGCGGACCAGGUGGACUGAUAAGCCCCGAGGACAUAAGCAAAUCCAUCUUGAACUAUUCCCUGACUUGGAAAGUUCCCCUUGAUUGCACGUGGGUCAUAAAAGUGCAAGAAGGCUGGAAAAUGUAUGUGAACUUCCAGAAGUAUGAUUUGAAACAUCCGAACAACUGCGAUGAGAAUUUCAUCGACGUAUACGAGGAGACUUUGAGUGACGACACGCGGAUGGCGCAGUUCUGUGGGACGGCCACCGAGCCUCAGAAGUCGGACGGCAACCUCGUCUACGUCCGGUACUUCGCGGUGGAGGACGCUAUAAAGGACGGCAAGUUCGAAAUAGUAUACACUGCCUUCAGAGAAUCAGAUAAGUGCAUUCCAACAGAAUUCAGCUGCGAUGAUGGCACCUGCAUCGACAAGUCUUUAAAAUGCAACAAAAUGUAUAACUGCAAAUAUCGAUAUGAUGAAGAUCCUGCUUUGUGCACACCAGCGAUGACGGCCAGCCGCAUGUUAGCCUCAGAGCAUAUGAUCACCAUUUUGGUGGUGUUCUUCGCUCUGGUUCUGGCCAUGUGCGCCUCCAUCGUGAUCACGUGCUACAACAAAGUGAAGGACCGACGCGAGAAGAAGCGCGAAUAUAAAAUGCGCCGUUCCAAGGAGGUCUCCAUGGAGGGCGAGAUGGACCGCGUGCUGACCAACAUGGACCCAGGGCUGGAGGCAGCUCUGGCGGCACAGGCGGCGGAGAUAGGGGCAGCAAGGAGAAAGGUACCCCCGCCCAGGUGGCUGGAAGACGAAGAAUCGAAUGGGUGUUAUGUGCCAGAGGUGGAUCUCAGUAUCUUCCACAAGAGCCCGAAUGGUGGACACGUGAUCUGCAGGGAUAGGGAUAAUAGCAACAGCGCGGAUGGUGGCAUCCACAUCAUUAGCAAUUCCUUUCCGGAUGGCAUCAACCCCAUGUGUAAAGAGCACGGCUGCCAACGGCGGGGGAGUUUCUCCCCACCGCUACCCCCACCUCCACCACCACCCCACGUUCGACGCACUCCUAUGGAACAUCACCACGACAAUCUCGUCUGUCAGAAGCACAACACCUUCCGCUCGUACCUAGUGGAAGAAGAGGAGGAACCCCGGGAGGACGAGACGGCGGUUGCAAACGUGCCUUUGUCCUCGAAGUUCGACGAAGACUCCAGUCGACCCCCAAGCUUCGAUAGCACGAGGUCAGCGCCGGACGUCAUAGUGCACCGCUGAGACCAUAUCAGAAAUAGCCUCUGGAGGAAACGUAACGCGUCGUUGAAUAUCUCUCUACUAACAAACAAAUGGAUUUUGUCUAUCUCUCUCUUGCAAAACUAACCACUUUUUACCAUUCGAUAAGGUGGAAGGGUUUCGAGGCUGGAAUUUAGAGGACACUGGUUUCAAGAGCCAGAAAAGUAGCAUCUUUUCUUUCGACAUUCACACUCAGCUACUCGUGUAUGUGUGUGUGUGUGUUUGUGUGUGUUGUGACGGUGGACAAUGCAUUGCUGCAGCAAGCAACUGUUAAGCAGUUCGUCGAAGCUUGGGGUGGGCAUUCAGCCAUCCUCGGCUUACUUGGUGCAUUAAACACCGCGAUUAGUACAGUGAGGUUUACCAAUAAAAAAAAAAUGAAUGCAUUGAUUUCGAUAUGCAUUCGGUAGAUUGUUAUGGAUUGUCUACAAUAAGUAAAACUAUUCAUUUGAUACAUAGAAAAUGGAUUGUGCAUACUUAACAAAUUUAAAAAUGGCGCUCUCUUUUUUUUUCACUUUUAGUAAUUUUAAAUGAUUUACAUAAUUUUUAUGUGUCACUUCUGGUAAACAGGUUUUUAAAAAACUUUUCUUCGGAUUUUUGUUAGUAAUUUAAUACAUAAAAUCAAUCAUCGGUGGUUUAAGUAAUUACUGAAAAUUCGUGAGAAAAAUGCAAUGAUUCGUAUCAUGCUUUUAUGAUAAAUUUAAAUUUAAUUUUUAAAACACUAUAAACACUUAUUUGUACAUUGUAACUGUCAGGAGCAAAUUCAUUAUAAAAUGGUUUUGAUGUGUCAAGAAAUCCUUAAAGAAUUAUUUCAUUAAGAUAUUGUUAAUAAAUACAACUUUUACCAAAUCAUCGAUCAAUCAAUUUAUUAUAAAAAUAUAAGUUAAUUUCCAUUCGAAUAAGGUAGCUCUCUUAUGUACAUUAUACAUUUCUUAAAGUUAAUUUAUCUCUAAAUUGCUUUUUAUAAACCAUCUUGCUCAUGUUCCACAUUCCAGGAACACUUUCAGAACAAUCAUAUACUCUACAGAAAACAGAAUAUAUUAUUCUAUUUAGAUUUGUAGCAUGCUAUACGAAUCCCAAAUUACAGGUAAUCUAGUUAACAGGAAUAAUAGAUUUUUUUCCGUGGAAACAUUAGCUUGCAGCUUAUGGAUAGCUUAUAUAAUAAAUAACUAUAGCAUUUUCAAAUUAGGUGAAGUCUUAUAGGUAUCAUGAUAAUUAUUAUAAAGUAUUUAAUUGAAAAAAAGAACGCAGGAACGUAUCGCAGUGGCUAAAUAAUGUUUCACAACAACGACUGGUUUCCUUUUUCUGCUAUUUAUCAGCGAUUUGCCCACCCCGGCUGAAUAGCAAGAUACUGCUUUUUACAUUGCCAAAGAUCUGAAAAUGGUGCUACUAUUAUAACUUGGAAGAAACGACAAAACAGUGGACUAAACUAGAGCAGAAGCAGCAAGAUGUCAUCUAGCAAUGAAAUGCUUUUUUUGGACCUUUUUCCCUGUUUUUAAAAAAGAAUCAAAUGGAUAAAAACAACAACAAGAGAAAAUGGAAACUUCCCUGCUCAAUUGUAAUGUACAUUAAUGCUUUUCCGUGGUGCAAAUCACCAUUUUCUUUCAUCGGUUCUUCUUUGUUCUCUCCUUUAUUAUUCCAGAACUAGCAGUCAGGCAGUGUCUUCCACACAGAGCAAAGCAAACUACAAUAAAAGACUUUCUACAAGAAUAACUUCAUAAAAUAUUUCCAUACAAUGAAAGGAAAAAAGAAAUAUUCCUGAACAUUUUUCUUUUCUCUUAUUAUUUUGUUGCUGAAUCAUUUGCCUUUGGUACUUAUUCCUCACCUCACUCUUCAUAUACAGAAGAGGGUGACAAGAUGAGAGAAAAAAAAAUAAUGUAGAAUUUUUUAGCCCCGCGAUCUUUAGAAAAGAAAGAAAAAAAAAUAACUGAAGAGUUUAACGUGGAAUCUAUCUAUUGAAGGUUUGUCAUAUUUAUAGGAAAUUUUACAGGUGAUGCGUUCAUCCUGUCAGUCAAAGUCUCAUCCUUUUUGGACUGCCAGAAUUCUAUGUACAAAACAAGAUUCAUAGAGAAUUAGAUCAUACUUUUUAUAUGAUAUUCCUAGCUUAUUUCUCGAUAAAAUUCUUUACUAUGUCUGUGUUUAAAGCUUCCCAUUGACAAUAUUAUUAUGCGGGAAAGGAGGGCCACUUGAAGCAGCUAUGACAGAAGCAAUACAAUAAUAUUAAUUCUAUCGUUUUAAAAGAAAGUUAAAUAAAUUAAAUCCAUUCGCUUUCCUCUUUUUAUGUCGAGAUAAUUUAAAUCUCAGUCUGAUGUAUGAUUUUAUUAAAUCAUUUUCUCCAAUAUGCUCAUUUGCUGACAAAUAUUAAUAAAACGAAACAAUCUAAUUAACACUUGUAUGGGAUACAAUAAUAUGUUUAAAGACAAAUACUACUGUGAUCAAAAAGUAUUGAGAAUGAUUGUAAAAACACGAGAUUUCAAUGUAUUAAAUAUUAAUUUAGUUUAGUCAGAUUAGCAUCCUAUUGUGAAUGAGACUGUAUCUAAACCAGAUCUAUCCUCCUCUUCAUACUUUACACCACAGCAAUGGAUAUCCGCCUAGAUUAGCUUGCAAUAGCCCCUACAGACACGGAAGAUGUUCCAUGAAAUCAAGCCUCAAAAUUACAAACCUCCAAUUCCAAAUCCGAGACCACCACAAAUGUCUUCACCAUUUACUAAUAUCUUUAAAUUAUGAUGAGGUUUCGCUGACGUUUUUUCUGAUAAUUUGGAACACAUUUUAAUAUUUAUCUUGUUGGCUUUGCAAAUGUUGCAUCAGUAAAUUCUUUACUUUGUCGCUCUGGUAUCAGUAUCCUAUCAGUAACUUAUAUAUUCCCUGCCGACUUUAUUGGAGCUAAUAUGUGGAAAACUAUUCACAUUAUAUAUCUUUACUCCCUGUUGUAUCACCAAGUUUGUCGUACGAAGAUAGACUGCUAAUGAGAGCUACCACCACCAGGAAGACUCUUCCCUCGGCAUUUUGUGUUUAAUUUAACAAUAUAGCAAAGAAAAAUGAGCAUUUAAUUUGAACUUCUUCCCAUUGAUCGAUUGGGUCCAAAAUUUGGAAAAGACCAUUUACUAAAUUUCAUUUAUCUUUGUUCUGUUUAUUGUUUUCGUGUUCGCAUACACAUAGGAAGAAAGGCAAGCAUACUGUCUACUUGUUGACGCAAAAUUUUCUCAGAUCCACAAUUUUGGUAUUGAAAUCUUGCUUGAAGAUUCGCUCAUCUAUCUUGAUGAUAUUUAAUUGAGGUUUUCGCAGUUGCACGAAAAGGUGGUCGGCAGAAAAUCAAUCCAAUGAUGAACUCAGUCCAAAAUUUAAUAUAAAUUGACGAUUUUAUUUUUAUUUUUUUUAAAGUCAUCACUCUGCCUCGUUACAUUUUUGAGAAAGUUUGUUUCACCUUCUAGUGGAUUUUUUUUUUAAUUCAAAGUUUAGAAAUAGCUUUAAGCAAAAUGAUAAAAAAAAUAUUAAACUUUAUAUUCCUGACCAUUUUAGGGCCUGUGAUGCCAUUUGUAUAUCUUAAAUAAUGUGUAGCAUUUCCACUUUAAAUUGGGUUGGAGGGAGCCUAGAUGUUAAUAUGAUUUGGAUACAAAUAAAUAAUGAAUAAUUAAUAAACAAAUGAAGAAAAUAACAUACCUCUAAUAGAUCUGAAAAACUAAAGCUUGAAUAUAUCCAAAAUGAUGUCCCUGUUUCCAAUUUUUUUUUAACGAACAUAAUUAUUUGAGCAGAAAAUGUUAAUAUGUAAUCAGACAUUUUUUUUAAAUUGUAAAACCAGCAAAAAGUUUAGUUAGAAAACAAAAUUAAGAAAUAAUUAGGAAAACAUUAAAAAAAUGAAGAAUAAAAUAAUGUUUUAAAAUUUAAAUGAUACUUGAUUUUAACUUGAAUAAGAGAGACUACAUGAUGCUUGAAAAUCAAAUAAAACUGCAAAAGUGAAUUACCCUGUAAACACUACAAAAAAAGACUUUAAGAAACAAUCAACUAAUAACAGGGUAAAAAUCAGUUUUUAGAAAAAAGAAUAAUAGGUCUGGAAAAAUAAAUCUGGGCCUACAUUUGAAGUAUUAACUAAAACCCAUUAAUGCGCGGAAAAUCGCGGAAGGUGAUUUGAACAUAGAUAAACUUCCAAUCCGCGGAAAUUGCGGGAUAUAUAGAAAAUAGACAAAUUGUCAACCCGCAUAAAUUGCGCGCCAAACAGUAGGAGAAUUAACUUUUUAUCAGGUCCAACCGGACACAUUUCUUAUGGGUUUAUUAUAGCGAAUUCAAAUAUUGAGUGAGAUCGAAAGUUAAAAAUAAACUCGUACUUAUAAAAAAAAACUGUGGUUUAAAUUAAAUAUUUUCAAAGGCUUUAUUCCAAUCAUUUUCAUAUUAAAAAUGUCUUUUUGAAAAAUAGAUUUAAAUUCAUUUUCCUUUAUUUAUUUCCUUCGCCAAUUCAGUAAGAUUUUAAUUCAUUUAAAUUUAAGUGACUUCCAAUUACAUAUAGAAAGUAUUAUAUAGAUUGCUGAUAAAAACUAGAAAAAUUUCCAAACGAGUUUUAGGAGAAAAAAAUUUUUUAAAUUAUUUGGAAGGAUCACUUCUUGCUCGUGCAUAUUCUAAAUGAACGAUUCCUAUCUCUUUUUGAUCACAGUAGUAUAUAAAAGAUAAAGGACUUUCUCACUUACCUUCUAUUUAAAGGAAGGAUAUCUAAAGGAAAUU